Messenger RNA from Acaulospora colombiana, 399 nucleotides. The record is from the annotation of a GenBank genome assembly. NCBI's taxonomy places the organism in Eukaryota, Fungi, Glomeromycota, Glomeromycetes, Diversisporales, Acaulosporaceae.
AUGAGAUAUCAGGAAUUUACGAAAGCUCUGAAUGCAUUGGACGUACGGGGUAGAUGGUUCAAAGCAAUAGCAAAGACCAAGAAGAUCUCCGACACGACCCAGACGAACGCACGGAACUUGACAUUGUCCAUCGUGAUACCUCCAGGGAAAAACGAUGGAUCGACUGACCUGACAGUUUCCAGCCGCAAAGGUCAUCCAAGCCGUACAUGCCCACCAAGCAACGACGAAUCCAAAGAACCUGGCGUAUUUGGGACCCGCACUUUCAGCUGCCCAGAUAUAGAUCGAUCCACUGAGUGGGAGAGCCGAGCAAAUUUCCGCAAGCACAGCGGCCGUAGUUGGACCACAUCGCCAAUGGACCGCCGGCAAAGAGACCGAGGAAGAAAAUGGAGCUUGAAAAGA